CAGCGCCGGCGGAAAAUGCGCUGCAGCUACGCAGCCGAGAGCGGCGUCGAAUUCGUCGUACACGAAAACUUCAUCGCGAGCGACGACUGCCCACCGGCUUAUGCCGAGAACGUCACGCUGGUCACGCACGCGACGUACGGGUUCCUGCGGCACGUCGCGGAGCUGUGCGACCGCUGGCAGGGACCGCUGUCCGUGGCAGUGUUCGCGCCCGGCACCGACUUGGACGAGGCCCUCGCCUGGAUCGACUUCCUGCGCCGCUGUGGUCGCAAUCCGUGCGUGAGGAGAUCCGUGACGUGGCAUCUCGUCUACGAUCGAGAGCACACUCCUGCGUCACUUAAGCCAGAAACCUCGGGUUCGUCGUACUCCACGGACGCCAGCGGGAAUCGCUCGUGCUCCUCUGUACCCGCACAAGAAGACGUCUCCAGUUUUCGACGGAGGAAAAGAAUACCGUACCCAAUCAAUGUUCUGCGCAACGUGGCUCGAAGACUGGCUCCAACAAAUUACGUCCUCGUGCAGAACGUGCGGCUCUACCCAAGCACUGGUAUAGUGCCACGUUUCCUGAGUCUCGUGGCAGAAGAGCGGCGCCUGCACUCCUUCCGCAGCGACGGCCAAGAAGUGUACGUACUACCCGUAUUCGCGAUGACGGCGCGAGCCGGCGACCCGCAGGUGCAACAGAAACCGCCCAGGAGCAUGCGCGAGCUGCGGGAGUCACUCAGGUCCGAAGCGGUGGUUCCGCUCAACGACUCCUCGCACGGAGGUGAGCUGUGGUGGAGUUCCUUCUACUCGGCCUUGAUGAAUGCCUCUUCCGAGCCGUGGACCGGCGUAAAAGAGGAGCGCCUGAGAGUCCAGACGACAGUCAAGCGCGACAAAGGGGUCUUGUUAUGGGAGCCGGUGUUCCUAGGCACCAGGGACGACCCGACCUAUGGCGAAAGCUUCACGUGGGAAGGGGGCCGCGAGAGAGUGUCUCAGGGAUACACAAUGUGUCUCGAGAACUACGACUUCCACAUGCUAGAGGAUGCCUUCCUCGUGCGAGUUCCUGAACCGACCGGGGGUGCGGGCGCCGUGGUUCGGACCGGCAGCGGGGAUCCCUCGCGGCAGAACGUGUUCCACUUGCACCGUUUCAGGGAUUCGCUCGGGUCUCGAUACCCCGUCGAACGGAGCGCAUUCUGCUAAAGCGCUGGACAAUCUAUAGCUAAGUUAAAGGGAUGGAGAUAAGCGCGGUGAUUCCAGCGUUCGAGUGGUGUGGGGAAUGGGAAAGACUGCAUCAGAAGGCUCGUCACAUAUCGGUGCAUACAAGAGAAUAACACAUCUAGAUCUUGGGUUUUAAGUGUAAUAUAUUGACGUCGAUAGAGUUCAGUGGACAGAAAUGCUGUUCGCACAUUGCACAUUAAAGCGAUAGCUUUACUCGGCGGAUCGUGGUAGGUGAAUCGCCGCUUGCCCCGUCAUCACAGAGGCGCUGCUAUAAAUAAUGAACGUAUCCCGACAUAUUUUAUUUUUUAUGAAGAAUACGUGACUGACGAUGCAUGAUUACAGGUUGAGUAUACAUGAAUACAGGUUCACAAUACAUGACUGUCGUGACGCUGCAGACGAAAGGCGACAAAAACAGAAAACAAGGCCUCUAUAUAGCGCCACAGUCUACAUUCACCAUGCAACGGCACUGGAGAGAAAAAUAGAAUAAAAAAAAUAACAGUACAAAAAAGGUUAGCCACGAAAACCCGCUGUCAACAAACUUUCUGUAUCGACUAGGCGGGAGAGCAUGCAAGGCAUGAACUGUCAAUAAAGGUAAUAUUU
Messenger RNA from Dermacentor silvarum, 1791 nucleotides. Its product is annotated as beta-1,4-glucuronyltransferase 1. The record is from RefSeq and is a predicted model, not a curated record. Lineage: Eukaryota; Metazoa; Arthropoda; Arachnida; Ixodida; Ixodidae. The transcript is spliced from 4 exons. The coding region runs from base 16 to 1173 and encodes 385 amino acids.